Molecule: messenger RNA, 4906 nt
Organism: Enhydra lutris kenyoni (northern sea otter)
Lineage: Eukaryota; Metazoa; Chordata; Mammalia; Carnivora; Mustelidae
Product: extended synaptotagmin 1
Exons: 31
Coding region: 756-4094 (1112 amino acids)
Biological process (GO): lipid transport
Molecular function (GO): lipid binding
Source: RefSeq, a predicted model, not a curated record
UCUGUAAUUCUUGUAUUUUCCAGCUUUUUUCUAGCUGCUGUCUUUGCACUGCACAAAGUAGAGGACGGGACAAGAUAGCCAGGGUCGGUCAUCGAACAUUUUCAUUCCACACAGGGUGUUUUCCUUUUCUUUCUUAAGGACAGCCAGGGAAACACUGAAGGAUAAGUAAUGUACUCAAGAGUAUAAAGACUAGGGAAAACUGACAAAUGAACAUGUAGGAAUUCCAGACAAAUCCUGCCAAACCGUGCGAAUGGAGUGGAAGUAAAUCCUGAUCCUCCACAACCCCAUCACUUCGCAACCCCAAGUCCCGGUAAAACAGUAAUUGGCGGCGCGGCUCCGCAUGACGUCAUACCGCAGGCACUCCAACCCCACGUGGGGGAGCGCCUGGUCCGCCUCUCCUUAAACGGUACGUCACGCCUCCUUCUCUUUCUGACCAAUCAAAUGCCGCCCUUUAGCCUCUUUCCGACCUUUCCCGCCGUCCCAGACCGCCCAUCUUGGCACGCCGGUCUAAUCAAGGAGGUCCUGCCUCUCCCGAACCCUACCGGCUCCCGGCGGAAGAGGGGCAGGGUUUCUAUCUUUCGACUCCACCUUGGUCUGUGCAGCUACCGCCAACCCGAGCGGUCAGAUGGAGGGGGCGUGGCUUAGGGUCCCCUCCCCCAGCGUGGGGUUUUCUGUUUGCAGGGGGCAGCUGGGUGCUAGACCUAGCAACCUCUCUGCGGGGUGUGGGUCGGGCGGGUCCUUCCAGCGGUGGCACCAUGGAGCACUCUCCUGCCGACGGCUCCAGUCCCAGCCUCGUGGACCAGCCCUCUACUCCCUCCGACCCUUCUGACCAGCCCCCCGCUGCUCACGCAAAGCCGGACCUGGGUUCUGGGAACCAACCUGCCCGCCCAGGCGCUGCGGGUGAGGCCAUGGCGUUGCUGUCUUCGUUCGGGCGGCGGCUGCUGGUGCUGGUGCCGGUGUACCUGGCCGGCGCAGUGGGACUCAGCGUGGGUUUCGUGCUCUUCGGCCUCGCCCUCUACCUGGGCUGGCGCCGGGUCCGCGAUGAGAAAGAACGGAGCCUUCGAGCAGCGCGGCAGCUGCUGGACGAUGAGGAGCGGCUCACGGCGAAAACACUUUAUAUGAGCCAUCGAGAACUACCUGCCUGGGUCAGCUUUCCGGAUGUGGAAAAGGCUGAGUGGCUAAAUAAGAUUGUGGCCCAGGUCUGGCCCUUCCUGGGCCAGUACAUGGAGAAGCUUCUGGCUGAAACUGUGGCCCCAGCUGUUCGAGGCUCUAACACCCAUCUGCAAACAUUUACAUUUACACGAGUGGAACUAGGUGAAAAGCCAUUGCGCAUCGUAGGCGUCAAGGUUCACCCUGGUCGGAGCAAAGAACAGAUCCUGUUGGAUUUGAACAUCAGCUAUGUAGGUGAUGUGCAGAUUGACGUGGAAGUGAAGAAAUAUUUCUGCAAAGCAGGAGUCAAAGGCAUGCAGCUACAUGGUGUCUUACGGGUGAUUCUUGAGCCUCUCAUGGGGGACCUUCCUAUCGUGGGAGCUGUGUCGAUGUUCUUCAUCCGACGCCCGACCCUAGAUAUCAACUGGACGGGGAUGACCAAUCUGCUGGAUAUCCCAGGACUCAGCUCCCUCUCUGACACCAUGAUCAUGGAUUCCAUCGCUGCCUUCCUUGUGUUGCCCAACCGAUUAUUGGUGCCCCUUGUGCCUGACCUUCAUGAUGUGGCCCAGUUGCGUUCCCCUCUGCCCAGGGGCAUUAUUCGGAUUCACCUGCUGGCUGCCCGAGGUCUGGGCUCCAAGGACAAAUACGUGAAGGGCCUGAUUGAGGGCAAGUCAGACCCCUAUGCACUGGUGCGAGUGGGCACCCAGGCAUUCUGCAGUCGAGUCAUUGAUGAGGACCUCAACCCCCAGUGGGGAGAAACUUACGAGGUGAUGGUACACGAGGUCCCAGGGCAGGAGAUUGAGGUGGAGGUGUUUGACAAGGAUCCAGACAAAGAUGACUUUCUGGGCAGGAUGAAGCUGGACGUAGGGAAGGUGCUACAGGCUGGAGUACUGGACGAUUGGUUUCCUCUGCAAGGCGGGCAAGGCCAAGUUCACUUAAAGCUAGAAUGGCUGUCACUUUUGCCAAAUGCAGAAAAACUAGAGCAGGUUCUGCAGUGGAAUCGAGGAGUCUCCUCCCACCCAGAGCCGCCAUCAGCCGCCAUCUUAGUUGUCUAUCUGGAUCGGGCCCAGGAUCUCCCUGUGAGUGUGGAUUCUGAAAUUCUACCUCCACAGCUGAAGAAGGCGAACAAGGAACCCAACCCCAUGGUACAACUGUCAAUUCAGGAUAUGACCCAGGAGAGCAAGGCUGUCUACUGCACCAAUAGCCCGGUGUGGGAGGAGGCUUUCCGGUUUUUCCUACAAGACCCUCGAAGCCAGGAGCUCGAUGUGCAGGUGAAGGAUGACUCCAGGGCUCUGACAUUAGGGGCACUGACCCUGCCUCUGGCUCGCCUGCUGACUGCCCCCGAACUCACCUUGGACCAGUGGUUCCAGCUCAGCAGCUCUGGCUCAAACUCCAGGCUCUACAUGAAAUUGGUUAUGAGGAUCUUGUACUUGGAUUCAUCAGAAGUGCACUUUCCCACUGUGCCUGGAAUUCCUGGGGCUUGGGACCUGGACGAGAGCCCCCAGACAGGCAGCAGCGUGGAUGUCCCACCUCGACCUUCUCACACUACUCCUGAGAGUCACUUUGGGAUGGAGAAUGUGCUUCGGAUCCAUGUAUUAGAGGCCCAGGAUCUGAUCGCCAAAGACCGUUUCCUGGGGGGACUAGUGAAGGGCAAGUCAGACCCCUAUGUCAAACUAAAGCUGGCAGGACGAAGCUUCCGGAGCCGUGUUGUUCGGGAAGAUCUCAAUCCCCGCUGGAAUGAGGUUUUUGAGGUGAUUGUCACGUCAAUUCCAGGCCAAGAGCUAGACAUUGAAGUUUUUGACAAGGACCUGGACAAGGAUGACUUUCUGGGCAGGUGCAAAGUGAGUCUCACCGCAGUCCUGAACACAGGCUUCCUCGAUGAGUGGCUGACCCUGGACGACGUGCCAUCUGGCCGCCUGCACUUGCGUCUGGAGCGUCUGACACCCCGGCCCACGGGUGCUGAGUUAGAGGAGGUGCUGCAGGUGAACAGUCUGAUCCAGACGCAGAAGAGCGCAGAGCUGGCGGCGGCCCUGCUAUCUGUGUAUCUGGAGCGGGCGGACGAGCUGCCGCUCCGGAAAGGGACCAAGCCUCCCAGCCCUUACGCUACUCUCACCGUCGGAGACACUUCUCAUAAGACGAAGACAAUUGCCCAAACCUCAGCCCCUGUCUGGGAUGAGACUGCCUCCUUUCUCAUCAAGAGACCACACAUCGAGAGCCUGGAGCUGCAGGUCCGGGGUGAGGGGACAGGCACACUGGGCUCGUUCUCCCUGCCCCUCUCGGAGCUACUCGUGGCUGACCAGCUCUGCCUGGACCGUUGGUUUACACUUAACAAUGGUCAAGGGCAGGUGCUACUGAGAGCACAGCUCGGGAUCCUGGUGUCCCAGCAUUCGGGCGUGGAAGCACACAGCCAUAGCCACAGCUCCUCCUCGCUGAGUGAAGAACCAGAGCUCUGGGGGGGACUCCCUCACAGCACCUCCUCUGCCCCGGAGCUGCGGCAGCGCCUGACACAUGGGGACAGUCCCCUGGAGGCUCCAGCUGGGCCCCUAGGCCAGGUGCGACUGACCGUCUGGUACUACAGCGAAGAGCGAAAGCUGGUCAGCAUUGUUCACAGCUGCCGGGCCCUUCGACAGAAUGGACGGGACGCCCCCGACCCCUACGUGUCACUGUUGCUAUUGCCAGACAAGAACCGGGGUACCAAGCGGAAAACCUCACAGAAGAAGAGGACCCUAAACCCUGAAUUCAAUGAACGAUUUGAGUGGGAACUGCCCCUAGAUGAGGCCCUGAGGCGAAAGCUGGAUGUCUCUGUGAAGUCGAAUUCCUCCUUCAUGUCAAGGGAGCGUGAGCUGCUGGGGAAGGUUCAGCUGGACCUUGCUGAGAUAGACCUUUCCCAGGGAGCGGCCCAGUGGUAUGACCUCAUGGAUGACAAGGACAAGGGCAGCUCCUAGGAGCCAAAGAUUCCCAGCCUGACCACAGUCUCCAUGCCUUGCCCCUCACUGCAUCACCACCUUGAUGUGAUGAGCCUAAAGCUAGGGCCCGAGGGUAGAGCCUGUGCCCCUCAGCCCUCUCACCUCCCAGGCCCGUGCUGGGGCCUUUGCUUGACCAAAGAGGAGGACCAUGUCACCCUUUACUGCAUGGCCUUGAUCCUUCUGGGCUCCUGGGGCAGAGACCUGAGCUGGCUGUUUCCCGCUCUGCCUGCACGUUCUCCUCCUUUGUCCCUCCGCCUCAGGGCCUUCUGUACCGUGCCUGGCCACUGGCAGCACUAGCAGCGGCCUUCGCUUAUGCCAAAUACAGCUUCUGGAAAGAUCUUUUCUCCUUAAGUGGACAGCCACCUUCUUCCCUACCAUGAACAGUCAGGGAGGGCAAACGUGGGUGGGAAGGUAGACGGGUUAACCAUUCAAGCCAAGAGCCUCUGGGACUAGUGUGUGUCAUCAGCAUAUGGUGACCCAGACCCCCGAGUCCAGUUCUGCCCCCACUUCUCAAGUCUGUCCCGAAAAUUACACCUGCUGCGAUGACCAGGGCCAGUCUCUUGAUGCACUUUGGGAACCAGAACGCUUAGCCACUACUUGGAAGAUGUGGAGAGAACCUCUGUCUUAGGGCUUCUGGCUGGCACCGUGCAGCCUUGGAGGACGGGAGGCAGCAGGGCCAGUAUCGGUUCAGGUACCUGGGCUGUUAACUCAUUGACUAGAACCCAAUCUCUUGGUUUUGCACCAACUCUGCCAACCCACUGUACCUUAUAUUAAACAUUAUACUCAAACCA